UUAAUGCUGCAAUCCUCUUUGUGAAAGUGACGCGCUUCUGUCAGAAACAGAGCUUAGCUGAAGUGAAACAGGGAGAGAGGGAAACAGACUCAUUCAAUUUCUGCUUGACUGGCAUCCGGUUAACUACUGUUUGGUCCUGUCAGAUUUUCUUUGAUCUGGUUUUUCUUGCAGGUUGAUCAUCGGGACUACAAAAAUCACACCCCACCAGAACUUUUUGGGAAGUCUGCCAAUCUCAUACUGGACAUUUUCAUUUUGGGAUUGAAAGCUAUUGAUCAGAAUCUGUCCAACUUCUUUUGAAUUGCUGCAGACCUACUUUGCACUCGCACCAUUCUACAACUUCGGCCUGUGGUUUGGAAGAUGCUAAUAGCUUAUGCAAAUUGGAUUCAAAUCUAACUGAGGACACCCAUAUCCAGCUCUUAUUAUUAUUUUAUUUUGUAUUCUUUUAAACUUUGUGGAAGAGUUUAAAUCUAAAGUACAACCUGGUGUAUGAGCAAACAGUAGAAACUGAGAGGUGGUCUCAGGUGAAGGGUGAGAGACAAAAAAUAGGUGUUUUUGGAAGGGUCGGUGGGGCUCAAACAGAGCCACGGUGGAGGACGACCUGCUGGAUUUUACUGAAAUGGACGCGUAUGACCGUUAUGUGGAUGGGGACAGGGACAGCUACCAGAUUGACUACAGGCGUAUUGUGGGAGACAUGGAGCCAGCCAGGCCACGGAUGUCGUUACGAGACUCGGAACAUCACUUUCAUGGCCUUUUUACCCAUAAUACACUACAUGGGCAUGGGCAUGAGACGGCUGCCCAGCGCUACAAUGCCACCCGGAUACAGGCAGGGUAUGAACCAGAGAGCAUGGCUGAUUACCUUAUCAGCGGGGGAACUGGGUAUGUGCCAGAGGAUGGACUCACUGCCCAGCAGCUCUUUGCCAUCGGUGAUGGUCUCACAUACAAUGAUUUCCUGAUACUGCCUGGCUUCAUUGACUUCACAUCUGAUGAAGUGGAUUUGACCUCUGCUCUGACCCGGAAGAUAACCCUGAAGACGCCACUCAUUUCCUCUCCCAUGGACACAGUCACAGAGUCCUCCAUGGCCAUCGCUAUGGCUCUCAUGGGUGGAAUUGGAAUCAUUCAUCACAACUGCACACCUGAGUUCCAGGCCAAUGAGGUCCGGAAAGUCAAGAAAUUUGAGCAGGGCUUCAUUACGGACCCUGUAGUGAUGAGUCCACGGCACACUGUCGGUGAUGUGUUUGAAGCAAAGGUACGGCACGGUUUCUCCGGCAUCCCGGUUACUGAAACCGGCAAGAUGGGCAGCAAGCUGGUGGGUAUCGUUACAUCACGAGACAUCGACUUCCUGUCAGAGAAAGAUUACGACAGGCCACUGGAGGAGGCAAUGACAAAACGAGAAGAUUUAGUGGUUGCUCCAGCGGGUGUUACGUUAAAAGAGGCUAAUGACAUCUUGCAGCGCAGUAAAAAAGGUACGAGCGUUAACUUCUGUCCUGUUUGUGUUGUGAUGUUUAGCACAAGCUUGCUGAUCACAUUCCUGUUUUCUCUUUCAGGUAAACUUCCUAUAGUGAAUGACAGCGAUGAGCUCGUAGCUAUAAUAGCUCGUACCGAUUUAAAGAAGAACAGAGACUAUCCUCUAGCCUCCAAAGACUCUCGCAAACAGCUCCUGUGUGGCGCAGCCAUCGGCACCCGAGAGGACGACAAGUACCGGCUAGACCUGCUCAUGCAGGCUGGAGUGGAUGUGAUAGUUCUGGACUCUUCUCAGGGGAACUCUGUGUUUCAAAUCAGUAUGAUCAACUACAUCAAACAGAAAUACCCAGAACUACAAGUGGUGGGAGGAAACGUGGUGACUGCUGCUCAAGCAAAGAAUCUUAUAGAUGCUGGUGUUGAUGCUUUACGAGUGGGCAUGGGCUGUGGAUCCAUCUGUAUCACACAGGAAGUGAUGGCGUGUGGGAGACCGCAGGGCACGUCUGUGUAUAAGGUGGCUGAGUACGCCCGGCGCUUCGGGGUACCAGUUGUUGCAGAUGGUGGCAUUCAGACGGUUGGGCACGUUGUCAAAGCCCUGGCGCUGGGAGCAUCCACAGUGAUGAUGGGGUCAUUGUUAGCGGCAACCACAGAAGCACCCGGGGAGUAUUUUUUCUCAGAUGGUGUACGAUUGAAGAAGUACCGUGGUAUGGGCUCUUUGGAUGCUAUGGAGAAAAACAACAGCAGUCAGAAACGGUACUUUAGUGAAGGUGAUAAAGUGAAGGUAGCUCAGGGAGUCUCUGGCUCAGUUCAGGAUAAAGGCUCGAUACACAAGUUUGUUCCAUACCUCAUCGCUGGAAUUCAACAUGGCUGUCAGGAUAUCGGUGCAAAGAGUCUGUCCAUUCUGCGAUCGAUGAUGUACUCUGGAGAGCUGAAGUUUGAGAAGAGGACAAUGUCUGCUCAGGUUGAGGGCGGAGUUCAUGGACUGCAUUCUUAUGAGAAGCGGUUAUAUUGAGCCCGGCAGCAGGGGGCACAUGAGAGGAGGACCCAAUGUCCCAUCACCAGCCGUCACCAAACACAGCAGCUAAAC
Molecule: messenger RNA, 2545 nt
Organism: Rhinichthys klamathensis goyatoka
Lineage: Eukaryota; Metazoa; Chordata; Actinopteri; Cypriniformes; Leuciscidae
Gene: impdh1a
Product: IMP (inosine 5'-monophosphate) dehydrogenase 1a
Exons: 14
Coding region: 617-2470 (617 amino acids)
Biological process (GO): GTP biosynthetic process
Cellular component (GO): cytoplasm
Molecular function (GO): IMP dehydrogenase activity
Source: RefSeq, a predicted model, not a curated record